CCGGGCCAGCCCAUCCCAGCCGACAGGAAGAGAUUGCAGCCUGGGCCUGAUUCCAAACCGAACGGAGACAGGCCCGGACUUACAGGCGUGCUCGGUUAUCCGCGGGUAGAGCUGCGCACCGGGGAAGGGUGCCGUCAGCGGUGCGCCCAGAGGGAACAGUACUCAGUGCAGGAGAUAAGUGCUGUCCACUGGCUUCAAGAAAGUGAACAACAUUGACAACCCACUCAGUGAGCUCAGCCCCCACACCCAACCUUACCCCCUCCCCAGGACAAGGACAGCGGGAGCCCGCCCCAUCCCCGGGGACACGGACAGCGCGAGCCCGCCUCCCGCCCCCUCCCCGGGGACAAGGACAGCGCGAGCCCGCCCCCUCCCCGGGGAGCCCUCUGUGCUGGCUCUGCUGCUCCAUCGAGCGGCCACAGCCGCCUGUGCAAUCCCCCGCCCCCCUGCCUCUCAUGAGGAGGAAGUCUGUGUGUGUGUCUCUCUCUCUCUGUGUAUGUGUGCGUGGAGAGGAGAGCGAGGCGCAAGAGGUCCGCACCGCCUUGCAUGUUGUUCCUUCUUGGAUUAACUCGUGUUACUCGCCUUAAACUGUGACUCCUGGGGAAAGGUUUACCGAAGGUACAGACCGAGGGGAGAAGCUUUGCUGCGCCUUCGCUGAGGAUGAACAGCAGCAGUAUCUACGCAAGCCGUAAGAGGCGAAAGCCUGUUCAGAAAAGUGUAAAAACCCCAGCCCCUGAAGGAGCAAAAUCAAAUCCAUCGAAAAGACAUCGGGACAGAUUGAAUGCAGAGCUAGAGCGCCUAGCCAACCUCCUGCCCUUCCCACAGGAUGUUGUAGCCAAAUUGGACAAGCUUUCUGUCCUCCGCCUCAGUGUCAGUUACCUCAGAGCUAAAAGUUUCUUUAAUGUUACUUUGAAAUCAAAUGGGAACAGCAUCCACGGAAACUGUAUCCCACCGAAACAUGGCGAAUGUCUGCAAGAGGGAGAACUUCUGCUGCAAGCUCUCAGUGGAUUUGUGCUGGUGAUUACAGCUGAAGGUUUAGUUUUUUAUGCAUCCUCCACCAUCCAGGACUAUCUGGGAUUUCACCAGUCUGAUAUCAUCCAUCAAAGUGUUUUUGAACUGAUCCAUACGGAAGACAGAGCUGAGUUUCGUCGACAACUUCAUUGGGCUCUAAAUUCAACAUCAACUCCAGACUCAGGACAGCUAAUUCCAGGUGAAAAUGGCCUUCCAUUACCAAUCACACAUUACAGUCCUGAACAACUUCCUCCAGAAAGUUCACCAUUUUUCGAAAGAAAUUUUGUAUGCAGGUUAAGAUGUCUCCUGGAUAAUUCCUCUGGAUUUUUGGCCAUGAAUUUCCAAGGCAGACUCAAAUUUCUUUAUGAGCAGAACAUGAAGGGAAAAGAUGGCUCUUGCAUCCCUCCACAGUUGGCUUUGUUUGCAAUAGCAACACCUCUGCAACCUCCAUCCAUCCUGGAGAUCCGAACCAAAAAUUUCAUUUUCAGAACUAAGCAUAAACUAGACUUCACACCAAUGGGCUGCGAUGCUAAAGGGAAGAUAGUGCUGGGUUAUACUGAAUCAGAAUUAUGUAUGCGAGGAAGUGGCUAUCAAUUUAUUCAUGCAGCCGACAUGAUGUAUUGUGCAGAAAAUCAUGUCCGAAUGAUGAAGACAGGGGAAAGUGGAAUGACUGUUUUCAGGCUUUUGACCAAGGAAAAUGGAUGGACUUGGGUACAAGCAAAUGCACGAUUGGGAUACAAAAAUGGGAAGCCAGAUUACAUUAUAGCUGCACAAAGACCCCUCUCGGAAGAAGAAGGGGAAGAAAAUUUACAAAAACGGACCUUGCAGUUGCCUUUUAAUUUGGCAACUGGAGAGGCAUUGCUAUAUGAAGGAAAUUGUUCAGUCCUUGGAUUAAUGGAUCCUGCAUUUCAUAAAACCAAAGAAAAUGUUGCAAAAGCUAUAGCAGGAACACCAAGAAGACCAGAAUCAUUAGAUCCAGAUUCUCUUCUAGGGAUAGUGUUGAGCCAGGAUAAAUCAGUCUAUGUAUCUGCCCCUUCACAAAUUCAGAACUUCAGCUUUGAAAGAACCCUUUUUAAUAAGAGUGAAGAAACAGAAUUAAGUGAUUUCUUUCCUAGUGAUUGGGAAGAGAUUCUAUUCAGUGAAGGUACCAGCAUUGGGAAGAUGGAAAUUACCAACUGUGUUCAGCCACAAAAGUCUUUUCCUGCUCCUGAGGAAAAUGUAGAUGUUUUAGUAAAUAGUAUUGGCAGCGAGCUUUAUAACACUAUGAAAAACCUUGAUAUUGGGCUGGAAGACUUUGAUCUCAUAUCGCAGGACGAGACAUUCCUGAGGGUUAAUUGGGAUGAGACUGGAGAUAUAAAUAAUAUUACACUGAAUGAUGAAAUACUAACAUAUAUCCAGGAAUCACUGAAAAAACGGUCAGACUGUAUGUAUUCGAGUUGCAUGCAACAGAAACCACUGCAUUCAAGCUCAAGUUGCAUGCUACAGCAACAGCUUCCAAUGGAACACCUUCAGCAGCAACCAGUCUCAGCAAAGCCUUGUCCUCAACAGCAGCAAUCCCAAAUGCAGCAGUACCACCAGCCACUGCAACCUUUGACGCAACAGUACCAGCAGCAGCUGCAACGUCCAACGCAACACCAGCAGCAGCUGCUGCAACCUCCAUCACAACACCAGCCGCAGCUGCUGCAACCUCCAAUGCAACAGCACCAGCAGCUAAUGCAACCUCCAUCACAACACCAGUACCUGCUGCAACCUCCAGCGCAACAGCACCAGCAGCUGCUGCAACCUCCAUCACAACACCAGCAGCUGCUGCAACCUCCAUCACAACACCAGCAGCUGCUGCAACCUGCAUCGCAACAGCACCAGCAGCUGCUGCAACCUCCAUCGCAACAGCACCAGCAGCUGCUGCCACCUCCAUCGCAACUCCAGCAGUUGCUGCCACCUCCAUCGCAACACCAGCAGCUGUUGCAACCUCCAUCGCAACACCAGCAGCAGCUGCUGCAACCUCCAUCGCAACACCAGCAGCAGCUGCUGCAACCUCCUUUGCAACAGCACCAGCAGCUGCAACAUCCAUUGCAACAGCACCAGCAGCUGCUGCAAUCUCCAUCGCAACAUUAUCAGCAGCUGCCACCUCCAUCACAACACCAGCAGCAGGUACAGCAGUUGCAGUUAUGCCAGAAAAUGAAACACAUGAAAGUUAACGGACUGUUUACAAAAUGGAGCUCUGACAAUAGGAGAAUAACUAAUGAUCAGGAGAAGCAGUGUGGUUUCUCUUGUAUAGACAGCACAAAAUCAGGGCUGCAGUACAAAUCUGAACUUAAUGCUACCCCUUCACCUUGUCAGGGAAACAUUCUAUUGUACCAGCAGGUCGCAAGUCAGCCAUCUGACUUCAUUCAAGUAGAAAUGCCGGUAGGUGGCUUUCGUACACAGGAUGGUGCUGCAGUUGGUGGUUUAGAAGACUACUUGGACUAUGUGGAACAACAUUCAGAAACACCGGAUUAUACUGCAGUAAACCCAUUAAUUGACCUAAUUACACCAGAAACAUGUUAUACUGGUGCCAUGUCAGUGAUCCCAUGUUUAACAGAAAAUGAUUUGUCCUGUGUGAAUACUGUGCAACUCAAUGCUACAAGCUCAGGUCAACAGCCUAUUUUAACCAAGAUCCAAACUGGAUUUAAUGAUGGAAACAGUAAUGAAGUUUAUCCAAAUACAUUAAAUAACAUGAAUUGCACACAAUUAGGUCCUCAGACCCUGCACAGUCAUCCAAAAGAGCCUGGAUCCUGUUCUGAUCAAUCAUCCAGUGGCUUUAUGUAGACAAGCAUAGAGAUGAGUGUCCUGUGAAAAGUGUGGAAAUGUUUUUAUGUUGCUUGCUGAAGAGACAGACAUUUGUAUCUACAAUGCGAAAGGACACAAAGCUUCUAAAUGAAACCUUGUAAGGAUUAGGAGACUGAUUGCAAUGUGCUGCUUUUUAUUUUAGGCCCUGCAGUCUUCAGAUUUUAAAGAAAAGUGCUAUUUUAUGAACAGGAUCUCAAUCUGGUUUCUUGCACGAAAAGUGCAAUAUCCUUUAGAAUUUUUGUGAAAUGUGAAGUUCCACCUUCACAGCAAAUGAGCUCUUUUGAAAUAUUCUAUUAGACUUUGGGCAAAAGAAUUCAGCAGUGUUAAUUUACGAUGGAACUACUUUUUGAAAUAUCUGUAAAAGCAGGUUAUCCCAUUAAUGAAUAUCAAUAUAUUAAAAGCAAAAAAAGUUUAUGUUCAUAUUUUUUAAUCAGAUGAUUUUGCCAAAUGGGAAUGACAUUUGCAAGAAUGCCCUUUACAGGAUCAUGUAUGAGAGAUGAAAUCUUUGACAUUCAUUUUCCUUUUCACUUUCUUACCAUAACUAUAAAUAUUAUGGCACUUUAAUGCAGUAGUAAUUUAAUUACAGCCUGCUGUACCGUAUUGAAACCAUAAGAGAUAUUUUCUCUUCUGUAUAACAGCUGGAAGAAAAUAUUUUUAAAAAGUUUGAUUAUAUUUAAGCAUUUUUGUCUCAAAUUGAUGCAAAUCUAAAUAUUUGUACUAGCUCCCUACCUUGGAAAUUGAAAUAAUAAUUCAAACUCAGAUGACUUAUGGCCUUUUCCGAAAUGGUGGCCCAUCAGUUCGUGUAAUAGAAUUUUGAAACCUCCUAUAUCCUGUUGGGAUAAACCAGCGUAAAUUAUUUGUAAUAACAAAAGGAAAUCCUAUCUUCAAGAAGAAUACCAGAUAGGAAUAUUGGAAUAAAUAGUUAAUUCCAAAUGCUGGAAGGACUUUUUUAAAUAACAAUGUCCAUUGAUUACAAUUAUUAAUUGUGAAGGUUAUUCACUCACUAAAGCACGUAUUUGUUAAACCACAUUUCAUAUCUUUCUUUUACAAUGGAAUUCUAUUGAAUGUGCAUAUUGGUUUAGAAUAAAAUAUUGCACCACUAAAAGAAUUACAGAUGUUUGGUUCAUGCCUUCAGGGGAAGUUUAGUAUCAGGAAACAACCACUGAUUACAAUGGGUAUCUUUAAAAGAAUCUGAGCAGCAAUUUUUUUUCCUCUCCCUCUGCUUAAAUAAAUUGCACUACUGCGCAGACUUCAAUGAUGGAGGCCUUUUUUUUCUCAGACGGUAUGUCUUAACAAUUGUCAUGGAAACCAUUGCCACCAUUGUUUCCUUGAAAUACUACAGAAACAAGUUUGAAAUGGAAAUGAUCCUUUUCUGGUUGUAGUAUGCAGGGAUGUAUCAUUUUUUAAAAAAGUAGCACUCUGAAAAGUCGUGCCUCUUCCCAUGAAUAAUAACACAGUCCAAUGUAUGUUUUUUAUUUUAAAAAUGUCCUAUGCAAAUAUAUUUUUCCUAUAACUGGCUGUUUUACAGAUUUUGACCGGUCUUCCACAAAUUGCUUGUUUGCAGCAUGUAACAAGCAGACAGUAUUGAGGAUAGUUUUGUGAGGGUUUCCCAGUAAGAAAAGUUUGGGGUUUUUUUUUGCAGUACUUUUGUGAACAUAGCAUGUAUGUGCUAUAAGUAUCCAGCCUCGGUUAACAUACCUGUCCCUUGUAUUACACUCUUCAGGAAAAAGAAGCAUUCUUCACAUUAAAAAGCUCUUAUUAAUUCAGUGAGCAGUGAAAAUAAAUGACUACAAUAAAAGUUUGCUUUAAUUAUUAAAAGCUACCAUUUAUAGUUUAUCAAAGUAAAAAUGCUUUCAAUACAUUAACUUUAUCUCACAGGUUUUGUAGACUUAUAAGACAUCAAUACUGAUGCAAAAUGUAUCUCUUUAUUUUAAGUGAUUGUUACUCAUUUUGUACAUGUUCAAAUUUACACUUAAUUGUCCUUGUGAAAAUAAUUUUAUUUUGAAAUGAAUUUGUUACAUUUUUAAAUUUUGAUGGUUGUAUAUACAAAGAAAAUCAAAACAAUAAUAUGCCUGGUUACUGUUGUGAGACUUCUAAAUAUUCACCGAGUUUAGUUGUCACUACCUGUUUUCAAAUGGAUAAUUUGAGCUGGAUGUUUUAAAUUUGCUUGUCACUGAACAGGAGACCUGAUAUGAGUGCACUUCAGAACGGAAGCAUUUGUAAUCACUCAAGUAAAAUGAGCAUUUCAUAUCUUACACUUAAUUUUAAUUGGAUUUGAAAAAGGAUAUUUUAAUCAGAUGACUCUUUUCCAUUUUCCUUUUAAAACAAUUGCACAGAAUAUGUCCUUAUCAUUAUCAUUUAUUUUUGUAACCUGUUCCAGACUGAUGAAACUCUGGAAUAGUUACUUAAUAACAUCUAGCACAAGUACUUAAUAUACUGUGUUGCCUUCAUUGUCAGAACCCAUUGCACUGUUUAUGAAACUUAUGAAUAUCCAUGAGUGGUGUAAAUAUGCUUAGAGUUUCCAAAAUCCAACCGUAAAGUGUUGUGCAUAUCAAAUUAAAAGAGAUCUGCUACAUGCUGAAUUAUCUAACUCUAAAUUGGUCUAAUUUUCCAACACCAUUGCAUGUUUCUGCACAGGUUCUGAAAACUGUGAAUAGUUUCAAAUUACAAAUGAAGAUGAAUAGCAGUGGUCAUGGCACAGACUGCUCAGGAAUUACAUAACCAAAUCGUGGUAAAGUUGCAACGCAAAUUCUAAUAUUUUAUCAUUGAUCAUUUAGUGUAAAGAUUGUUUGUUGAAAAAUAUUAAAUAAUAUUCAAGGAGAUGUUUGGUACAUCGGUUCCCCAAAACGCCUGAUAAAGUGCCAACUAAGUGGCAAUCUGAGGUUGGAUUUUCCCCUCAAGUUACUGAACUCUGUCAUUGAGAUCAAUUGUGAGUCAGGAGCAUCACUGUCACAAGAUUGUCAUUUAUUGUGAUUUUCCCUGUGCCAGCUGAUUAUUGGCUUAAAAACUGAAUAUGCGUCCAAUUAAGAACGAUAGGCUGGCUUUUGAUGUUGUAGGUUCAAUCUGAGACUUUCCAGUUUCUAAACAGCAGAAGGAAGUAACAGAAGACGACAGAGAGGGGAUGCUUCAUGAUAGAAGCACCAUUUUCCCAACAUCUUUUUUAAUUUAAACUACAAGGUGGCUCUUGCAGAUAGGUUGCUACAGUUUUAUUCCUACUGUACCCAGGGAAGCAGAGAGGGUCUGCCUGGUGACCUGUCAGGAGUAUUGCUCCUACUACCCAUUCCCACGCCAAGCCCAACCUCACUCGAUUCUGUAACUGUGAGUCUGCCUCCGAGCAGUUAAACCAGCCCCCAUGACCUGAAUCUGGAGCUGACCAGAAAAAUCUCUCAGCCUGUCUUGACAGGUUUAACGUGCACCAAUCCCAUCUCUGGAUAAAAGGGCCCAUGACAAAGUUGUAUGGGCAAACAGGAAGAGCCAAAAACUCCCCUAUUCCACUUUUUUUAAAGUAUGCACUGUUGCCCUGGACAUUGUCACUGUCCAUUCAUAAAGACUAUGCAACUGCAUAAUUGGGGGAAAUCAGCUGUUCCUGUGGAGACACCCUGUCAGUGUAAUGAGUCGCCAAAGCCCUGGCAGUCCUAAGGGAUCAAAUGAAGAUUAUCUGUUGUCUUUUUUUGUAAACUCUUGGUCACUCCUUAAAGUCAAGAAUAUGGUUUAGAUUUUUCUGGGCCUUGUGUAUAAUGCAGUCAGCGGAAUUGCUGAGUGAGUGCAGGAAUUCCGGAGAAACUCCAUUAAUAUCUCUGCCAGCCAUUUAGGAGACAGUUUAAAGGACAUCUGUAGUGCCAGGAUUCACUCUAUCACCUUUUUCUAAUAGUCAUCCAUGUAACAAUUCAUUGCAGGUUUUCUUCAAAUCAGGGAUAAUGAGGCAGGGCCUUUUCUUCCUGAAGGCAUACUCUCAAACUCAUCCAAUGAUCAUGUCACAUUCCUUAUAAUGUAUCUUCCCUGGAGCUAUUGUCAAAUUUAUUUCCUUUAUCACAAAUGUGAACCGUAUGCUUCUGUCGAGUUAGUGCAGGUUUAACUGAUAUCACAUCAAACAAUUUGAUCAACUUUUCUGUUCCUUAAUCGUGGGUAAAACUGAUUUUUGUAAUUAAUUUCUCAAAUCAAUUGCAAUUGGUUUGUUUUAUAAUCUUAUUAAUAUCUUAUAAUUGUUCUGUAAAAUUCAAGUGAUGAUAUUGUACAAAAAAGGAUUGAAAUUCAUUUUAUAGAAGGGUUUACAGAUGCUCAACUUCAGAGAGUUCCAUGAACAAUUGUCUUUGAAGAUAUUGGUUUAGUUUACCCUGUAGGAGAGAGGCGAAGGUCACCUUUCAUUCAGGGUCACUUGUAUUGUCUGAUUGGAGACUAGACUGAUUAUAUAUGAAAUAUCAAAAUAUCUGUCAACACUAUUCACUGUGAAUCAUAACCUUUAGUGUAGAGAAGAAUUUUAAGCACAUUCUUUCCCACUUUGUAAAUCUAAGAACUGGUCUCCAGAAACAUUGUGUGUUUUGGAAUUGAAGUGCAAAAUUGGUUUUCAUUGUAAAUCCUGAAUAACAUUUUUAAGGUAUGUGAAUGUGAUGAACAGUAGCUAGGUCUACAAACACUGUAUUAAAGGUUUAAAGGGACAGCAUCAUUAUUGUACGAGAGUACAAUACUGUUUGCGAACUACAGCUGUAUCAUAUUAUAAACUAUUAAGCCAAAUGCAAAGUACCAUGUUAUUAAGUGCCAAAUAUUCAGUACUAUUAGUGUACUGUUGUAUCAAAAUUUGCUUUUGUUGUACAUUUUAAUAUAACUACUUAUGUUUUGCCCUAUAUUUUAUAUGGCAACUGAGCCUUAGUAUAUAAUGAGAUGGCAAAUGCACUAGAGCCAUAAAUAUUUAGAAGUACAUAGCAGUUUGAAUUCUGCUCUUUGCUCUUUUGUUAAAUGUGGUGUUCAAACAGUAUUACUGCAAAUAUUUCUUGUACAUUUUUGACCUCCAUUUGUUUUGCUCACACAUUGCUAUGUCCACAUACACACUGUACAUGUUUCUCUUAAGUAUAGUUUGUAACAAACUCACUGACCUCCAGUGAAGUUUGUAAAAUUUAAAUAUUGUAAUAAAAAGUUACUGAACGUGAA
This is a messenger RNA of Hemiscyllium ocellatum (epaulette shark), 8982 nucleotides long. RefSeq names its product aryl hydrocarbon receptor-like. Gene Ontology annotation, cellular component: aryl hydrocarbon receptor complex; nucleus. NCBI's taxonomy places the organism in Eukaryota, Metazoa, Chordata, Chondrichthyes, Orectolobiformes, Hemiscylliidae. Gene Ontology annotation, molecular function: nuclear receptor activity; protein dimerization activity; transcription cis-regulatory region binding. The coding region runs from base 658 to 3816 and encodes 1052 amino acids. The record is from RefSeq and is a predicted model, not a curated record. Gene Ontology annotation, biological process: regulation of transcription by RNA polymerase II. The transcript has 11 exons.